CCUGUUGUAAUCGUCGGUGGAGGUGCUUGGGGUCUCUCUACUGCUCUCCAUCUUCACCGGACUGGAUACACCAACAUCACUGUCUUCGAAACAGCUGAUUCUAUCCCAUCUCGCUACUCUGCGGCCUACGAUAUAAACAAGAUUCAAGCCAUUGAAGCCUGGAAAGANCCCCUGUUCGGCCCAUACUAUCAUGAAACUGGAUACAUCGUAGCGACUUCUGCAUCUGCUCCUGCAAAGGCGAAGAAAAGUCUGGAAACUGCACUUGCGUCUGUGUCCAAGCAUCCAGUCUUCGCCCCUGGAAUCGAAGCGUUAGACAGCGCCGACGAGUUCAAGAAAUAUGCCUGGCAGAUCACAGGACCGCUGAAGGGAUUCACUGGAUACUUCAAUCGUCUGGCUGGCUACGCGCAUUCCGCCAAUGCGCUGAAGGGCAUCUUUCUCCACUGUGCGACUCUUGGAAUCAAGUUUGUGCUUGGAAAAACAGCUGGUACCGUUACAGAACUUGUAUAUGAAGGCCAAGGCAAGGGUCGAAGAUGCAUUGGCGUACGCACGGCAGAUGGCAGCACACAUCCCGCUGCAAAGACGAUAGUAGCAUCUGGGGCUUAUGGAGCCUCACUAGUCCCAGAGAUGGGUCGUUUCGUCACUGCCCGUAGUUGGUCCGUCGCUCACGUCCAGCUCACAGAGCAGGAAUGCGAUUACCUGCGUGGUCUACCCGUCAUCAACGUCCGCGACCUCGGUUUCUUCUUCGAACCAGAUCCUGCUACAAGAUUAUUCAAAUUAUGUCCUCUGGGUGCUGGGUUCAGCAAUACGAAUAAACAGGGUACCUCUCUACCACCCAUGGACAGAAUACCACCACCCCAAGACUUUAUACCCGCAGAAGACGAGAUCAAGUUGAAGAAACUGUUGGCAGAGACGUUUCCAUGGAUGGCAGAUCGGCCAUUUGUUGAUAAGAAGUUGUGCUGGUUUGCUGAUACCAGUGAUUCAGAGUAUUGUAUUGAUUUCUUGCCGGAUACCAAUAACUCUGUUAUUGUGUUGUCUGGUGAUUCUGGUCAUGGGUUCAAGAUGAUGCCAAUCUUUGGCAAGUGGGUGGUUGAGUUGUUAGAGAAUGGGAAACAGAAUAUAGAUAGAUGGUGCUGGAAGACCAAGGAUGAAAGGGGCCAAGAUUGGGGUGAUGGAGUCAGUUGGCGUAUCGGAAAGUCGAGAGAGUUGAGUGACUUGAUCGAUGAAGCGAGAAGGGGAAGUCUGCAGGCUCGUUUGUAG
This is a messenger RNA of Aureobasidium vineae, 1257 nucleotides long. The record is from the annotation of a GenBank genome assembly. NCBI's taxonomy places the organism in Eukaryota, Fungi, Ascomycota, Dothideomycetes, Dothideales, Saccotheciaceae.